This is a messenger RNA of Phaeodactylum tricornutum CCAP 1055/1, 1399 nucleotides long. RefSeq lists its product with no specific name. The transcript is spliced from 2 exons. The record is from RefSeq and is a predicted model, not a curated record. Bases 29 to 1399 code for a protein of 456 amino acids. Lineage: Eukaryota; Bacillariophyta; Bacillariophyceae; Surirellales; Neidiaceae.
AGAUCAAUCGCGUUUUUUCGGCUUCAAAAUGAAAGUUGCUUUUGCCUUCCUAUGCGCCUUCGCAGCGAAAGCCUCCGCGGACAAUUUCCUUGAAGCUGGACUUCGAAAGCUCGAGGGAGCAACCGAAAAGUGCUCCGAUAAGAUAGUGAAUUUCGAGGGUUUCUCUGCGGGAGAGAAAGUCACUACUGAGAAGUUGAAAAGCUUGGGAUUUAAAACGCUCUCCAUCAAGGUGGAAGGCAAGGGAAAGUGCGUCGACGGCGAAGCUCGAAUCUUCAACUCCGGCAGUGUCACCUGCGGCGACACUGACUUGUCCUCUAGCGAUGGCAUGGUGGCCAUUAUUCAGGAGAAGAAUGAGAACAUCUGCGCUCCCAAUGAUUGUGCCGCUGGAGGCACAAUGACUUUUGAGUGGACUAACAAGGUUCAAAUCAAGUCCAUCCGUCUCUUGGACAAUGACCAGCCCGUCAAGGUCGUUCUUACAACGUCCACUGGUACGAUUACAAAACCACUGGUUCUUGUUACAGAUAAAUCCAAGGAUGGGAAACACGAAACUUUUUCCAUCGGAGUAGAUGAUGUCUCGAAGAUGGAUGUGGUUAUGAACGGAUCUGGUGCCGUGGCAGAAGUGGUGUACAGAACUUGUGGAACUGGCGCUAGCGGAGACCCGCAUUUUAGCACCUGGACUGGACACAAGUUCGACUACCACGGGCAGUGCGACCUUGUGCUUGUCAAGGCCCCGGUUUUUGAAGGUAAAGGCCUCGACAUUCACGUACGCACCGAGCAGCGCUACUUCUACUCCUUCAUCAAAACAAUCGCGAUGAAGAUUGGAGAUGAUUUGCUGGAGUUUGGAUUCAAUCAAGUGCUCCUGAACGGUGCCACUGCCAACAAAGGCUUGACUUCGGGAAGCAGCUUCGACUUCGCGGGAUAUCCUGUGUCGUUCCACGACGAGCCCAUGCCCAACGGACGUCCCCGUAAGCUAUACCGUGUUCAGACCCCGCACGAGGCUAUCGUCAUCAAGGUUUUCAAGCAGCUGAUGGCUAUUGAAAUUGAAGAUGCGUCUCACGUUAAUUUUGCAGAUGCCGUUGGUAUCACGGGCGACUACAACUCUGGUCUGAUGCUGGGCCGUGACGGUGUCACCAUAUUGCCGGAUCCCAGCGACUUUGGUCCGGAGUGGCAAGUCACCAGCGACGACCCUAGCUUGUUCAGUUCCGUGCAGGCUCCCCAGUUCCCCGAGAAGUGCUGGGAAGCCCCGGCUAUUGACAAGGUCCGCCAUUUGCGCAACGGAGUGUCACAGGCUCAAGCGGAAGAGGCCUGUGCGAUCUUGGGAGAAGACGCUGAUAUUGAAGACUGUGUGUUUGACAUUAUGGCCACCGGAGAUAUCGAGAUGGUCGGCGCGCACCUCUAA